CGUAUGUAGUUUCGGUGCUGAAUUUGAAUCUGCGGGGCAGUUUUCGGAUCGUGCUUUGAGCAGUUCCGGUAUCAGAGGAUACGCUGUCGGCUCAUAUACUGUUUUCAGUCAUAAGUCCUUUACAAUGGAUGCUGGUGGGGAAGUCACCCUCCUAGCUGAUGAAAAAUUUGACUUUGAUAUUUCGCUCUCUCCUUCAAGUGCACAUGAUGAUGAUGAAGUAUUUAUUGGGCCUAUUAGACAUAAGGAAAGGUGUGUGAGUGUUGCCAUAAAAAGUCCAGAGUCAGAAGAAAAUUCACCACCUGGAAUCAAGGACCCAGUAACAUGGAGUCCUCUUAGUGGAGAUAAGUUUGUUGAGAUCUUUAAAGAAGCCCAUCUGUUAGCCCUGCAACUGGAAUGUUUUUCAUCUGAUGGACAAAAGAAAGAACCACUAGCAACAGAGAAAAAUGAAACUGUAGAGAAGUUUGUUCAGGAGUCAAAAUCCAAGCUAAAUAUCCUUGACAAUGUUAAUGACUGCGUUAAAACCCCCGUUGCCCUUAAGCGUGAAACUUAUUGUGUGCAGGAUAGCCCUUUCAAUCAGCUGCCACCUUCAAUUCAGCAACGAUUUGCUGCGCCUUGCAUGGGUGAUGAAAAGAAGUCUGAUAUGGAAAGUCCAAAGCGCACAGGCCCCAUGCCCAAAUGUGCCAAACAGCUUGCAGUUUCACCACUUGCACAAAAGACUAAAACAUCUCAGUUGAAAAAUACUGGAGCACGUGGAAAUGCAGAAAAGCCAACAGGAAGCCGACUGCAGGCUUUGAAGGUACCUGGAGCACAAGCUAAAAAUAAUCGAUUGACAGUGGAAAAGCCUAAAGCAGUCAAGAAGCUCAGUCCCGUUAGACGGAAACCUCUCAACAGUUCAGGCUCAACUGAAGAUUUACUGUCUGAUAAAUCCAGUGUUGCAUCAGAUGUCAGUGAUUCUUCAUUCAAUAGCAGUACUGUAGGGAAGAACAAAAGAACUCUGCCUGCGCCAAAGCCUGGUCUAAAGAAACCACAGUUCAAACAACCAUCAACUGGUCUUACUUUUAGAAAGCACACUUCUUCAUCAUCCUCUUCACAUUCCAGUAUGAACUCCAGCUUAAAUUCAAGUCUCUCAUUCUCUCCAACUGGUGGCAAUGCUAAACAGAGUGCCUCACUGAAUACAUCAGUAAGCAGUUCGAGACUAACCAAUCCAAGCAGACUUGCGCUAAUUCGUCCUACUACUGGAUCCACAUCUUUGAAAACCAGUAGCACUGGCUUAUUGGGUAACCAGCCAAAGCCGAACGGUACAGCAAAGGUUUCUACUAUUGCAAACAGCAGCAAACCCUCGGUGUCUGUGGUUAAGCCGCAGACACCAGCUGGCAAAAUGCAGAAGCAAAUUUCAGCUCCUAAUCUGCACAGGCCCACACAGAAUAAACCAGAAAGUGCUGUCAAGGGAGUAUCCAGCACUAAACCUCAGGCAAGGGUUAUGCCUACUCCUACAACUCGGCUAAAGCUUCCUCAGAAGCCUGGAGGUGCAUCACCUGAUUGCGCUGUAGUGAAGCCCCUGCAACCAACGAGGCUGAUGUCUUGCGGUGAAAUUGGAAGUGGCAUUGCAGAAAGCACUCCCAUGAGACCAACACAAACUGCUCUUCAAAAUCCCAGCUUCAGUGCAAGAUCCAUACCUGCAACUCCUGGUGGAGGACGCCUGUCUGCAUUACCUACUCCUUUGGGUAGAAGGACCUCUGGAAUUCCAACAACCACACCCAAAACUAUCCCAAGAACCUUUUCUGCUCUUCGCCCUUCAUUAGGUUUACAGGCCUCUAGUAAAGCUAUUAAGAAGCCUCUUGUUUCUAGGUCAGCUGCAACUGAAGGAAGUAAUACUGGGGUGGUUAAAAGUCCCUGUUCUUCCUGUGAAGAAGAGAAUGUUGAUGCUUCAUCUGUUGCUGUAGCGUGUUCCUUGAAUUUCUCUCCCGAAGAGAAAAACAAUUUAGUUGACUUUGGUGAAAUAGAAAAACCAGUGGCAUUUCCUCAAAGCACAGAGGGUUUGCUGAUUGACAUUGAAGCCGGAAGUGAUAGUAAAGUACGUAAACCUUCAUCCAUAGGAAGCGAUAGUCAGCCUCUCAUUGAUCUUUCCAACACACCUGACUUUAACAAAAAGUUAAUGCCAUUUAAAGCAGUACAAACUGGUCAGCUAAUAGAUUUCGGUUCUCCUUUGAUUAUGCUGAGCCCCACUGUGAACAAGGAAAACAUGGCUGUAAAUUCUCCUCUGCUGAUGUUUUAAGCAUUUUCCUCCUCUUUGUUUCAAGCUAUUUUAUAUUUUUGUUUCUGUAAAACAAAUUAACUUUUCCUUUACAUGCAUUAAGAUUUGCAAAAGAUCAUUUUUUAAAUUGUGUUAAAUAUUACCUGGAAGUCUAGUGGACUGUUUAAAGUCUUCACCUCUUUCUGCACCCAGUACUGGAGGUUCAGCUAUGGAGUUGGUUGUUUUGGUGACAAAUCUUCUCUGGACUGCACAUGAAAAGCCCACAAGUGAAUUCACAGAUAUUGUAGAUGGAAGCGAUACACUCCAGAUUGAGUUUGAGAAACAAGGGCUGUGUGGAAACUAAAUAUUUUAAGACUGGUACCUGCUAAAGUGAGACUCAAAUUAUAUAAUAUGUGCUACACGAAGGCACUGUGGCCUGCAGUUAAUUAUACUUGUACAUAAGACUUAUUUUGUUCUCCUGCCAUAUAACAUUUCUGUACAAACAAUUUUAAGAUGGCUGAGGAGAUGCAUGUAUUUUUUUUCUGUUUAAAUGAAAGCUUCUCCUGUUUCACAAUGAAGACAAUUUCCUUUUAUCACCAUGAUGGAGAAUGUGAGGAAAAUGCAUAAGGGGUUGCUGUGGGAAAAAAGUGAGCCCGUCUUCCUUUUUUUUUUUUUUUUUAAUGUAAAUGUUAAAAAUGGGGUACGUCAGGACCUAAAAUAUUUAUCCAAGGUGGGGAAAAAAAAGUCUAAAAAAAAAGUAAAAAAACAAGUUUUACAUAAAAUGUUACCAAAAAAUAAUCUGUCCUUGAAUUGUACAUUUUAAUGAUGUGUUUAAUGAUCUUGUAUAAUUGUAUAAUUAAAGAUAUUUAACAUAA
This is a messenger RNA of Bombina bombina (fire-bellied toad), 3108 nucleotides long. RefSeq names its product G2 and S-phase expressed 1 (gene GTSE1). Gene Ontology annotation, molecular function: microtubule binding. The transcript is spliced from 12 exons. Bases 125 to 2275 code for a protein of 716 amino acids. The record is from RefSeq and is a predicted model, not a curated record. Gene Ontology annotation, cellular component: microtubule cytoskeleton; cytoplasmic microtubule. Lineage: Eukaryota; Metazoa; Chordata; Amphibia; Anura; Bombinatoridae.